Messenger RNA from Macrobrachium nipponense, 1315 nucleotides. Its product is annotated as probable WRKY transcription factor protein 1. The record is from RefSeq and is a predicted model, not a curated record. Bases 88 to 1161 code for a protein of 357 amino acids. The transcript has 3 exons. Gene Ontology annotation, cellular component: extracellular region. Lineage: Eukaryota; Metazoa; Arthropoda; Malacostraca; Decapoda; Palaemonidae. Gene Ontology annotation, molecular function: chitin binding.
GCUCAGGAGGUGAGGAGUAUAAAGCUUGGGGAUGUGGAAGGAGGGAGGCAUUCCUGCAAGGAUCUUCCUCCAGAUAGGAUAUCAACCAUGAAGGCCUCCAUUCUCUUAAUUGCUGUUGCCGUUGCAACUGCACAGCCGCAGUUCAACGAGAGGCGUGAAUUCAACACAGCCGUUAGACUUGCUGGUCCUGGAUUCUUCCAGCAAGGAGCAUCUUUAGCCAGUCGAUCAUCCUUUAACAACAACUCCAACCAACAGCGACAGUCUUUUUCCACCUCUGGAAACAGCAACUUCCAGAAUCAAAACAAUGACUUCCAGUCUGCAACUUUUGGCAGUGACAGGAAUUUAGGUAGUGCUCAGUCUUUCCAGAACAACAACCAGUUCCAGAAUCGUCAGUCUCAGCAAAAUCAACAAAAUGCCUUAACAUCGAAUUCCUUCCAGCAGAAUAGAGGUAACCAAUUCCAGUCUGCCAACAUAGCCAAUAAUUUCCCCCAGAACCAAUUCCAAAAUUCUCGGGGCCAGCAAAAUUCCCAGAACCAGUUCCAGACAUCCUUUGAAAGGGAUAAUUCCAGGAACAGAAUCACAUUGCUGGAAAAUGUCCAGCUAACUCCAUCUACUCGUUUCCAGACUACUUCUGGACAGCAGCCAUCUGGAAUCUCUUUCCAGGCUAACAGAAACCAACAGAGCACUGGUAACCAAUUCCAGCAGUCUAGCCUGAACCAGAGAAAUUUUGAGGGCAACUUCCGUUCCAGUGACAACAACAGAUUCUCUACUGGAAGUCAGUCUCAGUCCGGUGCUCAGUUCAGAUCAGGUUCCUCUUCCUCCAGUGAAUUCGACGGUGUUUUCGAACCCCUGAACCUUCCCUCUGGAGCCAGUGCCAUCCUCGGAAGCAUCUCCACUUCCUUCAGCUGCGUCGAGAGGCCUUAUGGCUACUAUGCUGACCAAGACAACUCCUGCCGUGUCUUCCACAUCUGCAAUCCUUAUCUCUUCUCUGACGGAGAAGUCCAGACUUAUCAGUAUAGCUUCAUGUGCGGCGAGGGCACCAUCUUCGACCAGAACGAGAUGACCUGCAAGGCCGAAUACGAAGCCACCCCUUGCCAGGAGGCCCAGAACUUCUACUUCAGGAACGAACAAUUCGGUCGCCCCGAGGAGAAGUCUUUCUAAGGGCCACGAGGGAACAAUCCCCUAAGGCAACAUUGAUUUGUCUUACCUGAUGUUUGGGUGGAUUCUGCCAUUGCUUGAAAAUGGUCUAACUGACUUGAAAAAAAAUAUCACGCAUGUAUUUAAAAAAGUUAUAUAAAACGGAAUGAAGAAUGAA